Molecule: messenger RNA, 1635 nt
Organism: Ipomoea triloba (trilobed morning glory)
Lineage: Eukaryota; Viridiplantae; Streptophyta; Magnoliopsida; Solanales; Convolvulaceae
Product: transmembrane protein 234 homolog
Exons: 1
Coding region: 27-425 (132 amino acids)
Source: RefSeq, a predicted model, not a curated record
ACUCAGAGGUCACACAGAGCUAAAAGAUGGGAGGAGAAAUGGAGAAGAUGGUGGCGGUAGGCCUUGUUUGGGGAGCCACAAACGCCUUGAUGAGAAAAGGAGCACUUAAAUGGGACGAGAAGCUCAGAUCUUCCAGCCAUCCAGACACGCCGCAACACCCAGUCCUCAAAAUCCUCAACAACUGGUUCAACCUGCUAUUGACUUGGCAGUACUCUCUGCCAUUCCUCCUCAACCUUUCCGCCUCCGCAGCUUUCUUCGCAAUCCUCAGCGAUACGCCCAUUUCUGUAGCUGUUCCAGUCACCAAUGGGACGACGUUUGCCGCCACCGCCGUGUUUGGGAUGCUUCUCGGCGAAGAGACCCGGGUCGGGUUUGCCCUGUUUGGUACUUUUCUGAUUGUUCUUGGAGUUUAUAUUUGUGUCAUGUGAAUACAUUUUGAUCAAAGGUUACUUAAUUUCUUUCACUUUUGUACAAUUGAGUUACUAAACUUAAAAGAUGUGCAAUCAGACCAUUAAACAAACAGAUUAUGUGCAAUUGAGAUAUUUUUAUGAUUUCUUUUAAUACAAUUUAAGUUGAAAAUAUUUUGAUCUUUCAUCGCAACUAGUAUGACAGGAGAAAUGGCAAUUUUUAGUACAUGUAAGUUAUAUGGUUGAAUUUUACCUGGAAAAAUGUCCUACUUGAGCAUAUUUUACUUGUUUAAUGGUUUAGUUGCACACUUUUUAAGUUCAAUGACUCAAUUGCAUAAAAACGAUAAAUUUAGUGACAUAUUUGAUACUUUUUCCAUUUUAGUUUUGUAAGUUGUUCUUAGUUCACUUUGAGUUGAGUAAAUGGAGUUGUGCUUAAAAGGGAUUAUGGGUUAAAUGAUUAAUUGGCAGCUAGAAAGAUUGAGAAAAAGUUGAAAUGGAAUGAAAGUUUGAAUCUUUUUGUGCUGCGAUAUUCUGUGCAGUCUGGUUCUUGAUUGAAGUGGAAAAUUUUGUGAAACUUUAUUGCUAUGAGAAAUGAGUGUUGUUAAGAAACAAAGACUGGGUUCUUGGUGAUUAUGGAGCAUUAACAUGAACACAUUACUUUGCACUGGAAGAUAGACAUCAGUGGGGCAGUUGACAUUCUAUUCUGGUCUAUGAUAUUCCUAGGAGUCUGGGAUAGAUUAUUCACAAUUGAGGAGCAUAAGUUGAUUGGUUGGAACCAAAAGAUUCUGUUUCGAUAUUACCUAGUAGAAAGAGAUUCCUGAGUAAUAGAUAUAGGUGUGUGAUAGGGUUCUGGCCUAAAAGACGGUUAUGGAGGCUGAUUGAUUGGCAGAAGGAAAGAGGGCUACACUAAGUGUGUUGUUUAAUUGGUACUUGAGUGAAUGAAACAGCCAGCUUCUUGUGGCUCGUUGAGUAUAUUUCUCCGGCUUGCGAUUGCUUAGUUGUGCACUUGCACUUCCAAGCCUGCCAUAAUAGAAUAGAUAGGCGAAGCAGUCAAUAGCUUGUGCACUUGCACUUAUUAUACUGCAAUUUUAACAAGGGCUAUUGGAAGAUUGAGUUUGUUAGUCACACACCGAUCUUCUCUUUUUAGUUCUUUGAGACACAAUUUUAUAAAGGAAAUGAUACAAAUGUAUGAUCAAAUGCUAGUUUGUGAGUGUUGUUGUCUGAUUUGCCA